AUGAUGAGGUCCUCGCGAUCUCUCGCUGCGUCAACUCGCCAGCUAAGAUCUGCCUUUAACCCUCACAGCCUCCCACGUCUUGCCCUCAAACCCCAAAGCAUCCCAUGUCUCGCCCUCGGAACUCGCAAGCUUCACUGCUCUGCGAUCCGGAAGUCGGGCGUGGCUUCUAACCCAGCCAUGUCCUUCCCAUGCCUCGACGCGCUCGAAUCACGCUCCGCGAAGCUCACAGACGACGACACCGAGCCCUCGUAUACUUCCGGCGCAACCCUCAACUACCACCACAAGGAACCCUUCCUGCUCGACUGGGGCGGUAUCCUGCCAGAGUUCAACAUCGCUUACGAAACGUGGGGUGAGCUCAACGCCGACAGGUCCAACGCUAUCCUCCUACACACCGGCCUAUCCGCCUCGUCCCAUGCGCAUUCUACAGAAACAAACCCUAAACCAGGCUGGUGGGAGAAAUUCAUUGGUCCUGGCGGUCCUCUUGAUACGAACAAGUACCACGUUAUCUGCACAAAUGUCAUCGGCGGCUGCAAUGGCUCAACAGGACCCAGCAGCGUCGAUCCUGGAAACGGCGAGCGCUACGCAACUAGAUUUCCCAUCUUGACGAUGGACGACAUGGUCCGCGCCCAAUUCAAGCUUCUCGACCACCUCGGCAUCGACAAGCUUUACGCCUCUGUCGGUUCCUCAAUGGGCGGCAUGCAAUCCCUCGCCGCAGGAGUCCAAUCGCCCUCGCGCGUCGGUCGCAUCGUUUCCAUCAGCGGAUGCGCACGCUCCCAUCCCUACAGUAUCGCCAUGCGCCAUACCCAGCGCCAAGUCCUCAUGAUGGAUCCCAACUGGAACCGCGGUUUCUACUACGGAAAGGUGCCUCCCCACGCAGGCAUGAAGCUCGCUCGUGAGAUCGCAACAGUUACAUAUCGCUCUGGACCAGAGUGGGAGCAGCGCUUUGGACGUCGUCGCGCUGACUCGAGUAAACCACCUGCCUUAUGUCCCGACUUUCUCAUCGAGACGUACCUCGAUCACGCUGGUGAGAAGUGGUGUCUCAACUACGACCCCAACAGUCUUUUGUACGUUAGUAAAGCGAUGGAUCUUUUCGAUCUCGGCAUUGAACACCAACGCGCAACACACGCCCGUCGACAAGACCGCGAGAAGAAACUCGCCUCAGGUGAAGCUUCCCCGCUGUCCUCCGACGCAGCCUGCAGUCUCACCCUCCCCAACAAGCCCUACGAGGAGCAACCCGGAUCUCACCCAGACCCGUCAGACCCCAACGUUGUGCCCGGUUCACGACCACCUGAGGAUCUGAUCCACGGACUCACCCCGCUGCGUGAUACUCCUACGCUGGUGAUGGGUGUCGCGAGCGAUAUCCUUUUCCCUGCGUGGCAGCAGCGCGAGGUAGCUGAGGCUAUUCGUUUGGCUGGUAAUCGCAAUGUGACACAUGUUGAAUUGAGCGAGGAGAUGAGCAUGUUUGGACACGAUACAUUCUUGUUGGAUCUCAAGUACAUUGGUAACAAUCUGCGCAUGUUCCUUGGUUAG
Molecule: messenger RNA, 1530 nt
Organism: Fusarium pseudograminearum CS3096
Lineage: Eukaryota; Fungi; Ascomycota; Sordariomycetes; Hypocreales; Nectriaceae
Exons: 1
Coding region: 1-1530 (509 amino acids)
Biological process (GO): L-homoserine metabolic process
Molecular function (GO): homoserine O-acetyltransferase activity; L-serine O-acetyltransferase activity
Source: RefSeq, a predicted model, not a curated record